This is a messenger RNA of Aegilops tauschii subsp. strangulata, 920 nucleotides long. RefSeq lists its product as uncharacterized. NCBI's taxonomy places the organism in Eukaryota, Viridiplantae, Streptophyta, Magnoliopsida, Poales, Poaceae. Gene Ontology annotation, molecular function: chromatin binding. The record is from RefSeq and is a predicted model, not a curated record.
CCACGACCCGGAAUGGAGUACCGCGCGCGGUCCGACGAAGCGUGGUACCCCGCGCGCGUGUUGGUGCAGGACGGCUGGCUGCGCGUCAUGUUCGAGAAUUUCCUCGAGGAUGCGGACGAGUGGUACGAUCCAGUGGCUGACCUCGCAUCCCCGGGCGACGUGGACGCGCUCCGCGCCAGGUUCCGCCGGGAAAGCCCGGCCCUCCACGACGCCCGCUGCGGCGAUCUUCGCCCGGGCGACCGGCUCUGCCUCGCCUGCGAUAUCUACGGCGACGCCGACGAGCUCAAGUACUACGACGCCGUCCUUGAGACCGUGGAGAAGGCAGCGCACGGCACCGUGGACGGCGUGGAGCGGUGCGCGUGCCGUUUCACCGUGCGCUGGACGGAGGGGCCGCGCCGCGGUUGCUGGGACAAGGUGGGCGUCGAGGUGGUCUGCUGCGUGCAGGAGUCACCGAUCCAAGAUCCGGUGUUGACCGAGUUCUUGGACGAUGUGAGAAACAGGUUCGGCGAGGACCAAGAGGCGACGGCAGCGUCUCAGGAGGCAGCCCCGACACCAGCAGGCAGCCGACGAGUACUUUUUCCCUUGAAGACAGCAUCAGAACGUUUGGCCAGAAGAUCGUGAAGAGGAGAUAUGGUAUCUAAAUAUAGAAAGUAUCCAACGGAAACCCAGUUUCAGUGGAACGUAUGAAAACUGAAACUUGUGCCCUUGGAUCACAAAUCUUUGGUCCCGAUUAGUCACAUGUUUCUCGGAUUUUGCAACCUGCUUCUUGGUGGGCAUUGUGCACAAAACUCAUUUUUAUUUCUACCUAUACUGAAAUGAAUCCUUAGAAGUUGGCACUGCAUGUUUGGAGUUUUGGACCUAUACUCCAUGUCUUUGUUGUUUUCAUAUUUAAUUCCAGCAAAGUUUUUGUGUGUUGUUUU